AUGGAUGCCAUUGAGAACUUUCUUUUAACAGUCCGCAAUUAUGCCUGCACCAACAGAUACUUCUUAUCCUUCAUGGUUUUAGCAACAUCAUGUGAAAAGAAACCAGCGAUUGGAGUUGUGGCUUUUUCUACUGGUUUUUAUCUCUUGCUUCUGAUGCUUAUGGCUGCGUCUGGUACUAGUGAAGAUUAUGGUUUCGCCGGGGGAUUCUUGGCAGCUUCGUUUGUUGUUGCCUUAGAUAAAUGCAACAGCCACUUCUAUCUGAUAAUUCCACUGGCGAUAGUAACUUGUAUAUUGGGAGCCUUCAAAGGCUUGGUCUCUCAUGGGGUCGAGGAUCUGGGCAUCGGCCGGGAUGAGGAGGCCGAGGUCGAGAAGACCCGGGUGGAAGCAUAA
Messenger RNA from Microthlaspi erraticum, 390 nucleotides. NCBI's taxonomy places the organism in Eukaryota, Viridiplantae, Streptophyta, Magnoliopsida, Brassicales, Brassicaceae. The record is from the annotation of a GenBank genome assembly.